Messenger RNA from Sodiomyces alkalinus F11, 1125 nucleotides. Its product is annotated as zincin. The record is from RefSeq and is a predicted model, not a curated record. Gene Ontology annotation, molecular function: metallopeptidase activity; integrin binding; zinc ion binding. NCBI's taxonomy places the organism in Eukaryota, Fungi, Ascomycota, Sordariomycetes, Glomerellales, Plectosphaerellaceae. Gene Ontology annotation, cellular component: fungal-type cell wall; cell surface; extracellular region. The coding region runs from base 1 to 1125 and encodes 374 amino acids. The transcript is spliced from 3 exons.
AUGCCAAGGUUAUCGACUCGCGAGUUACCCGAGCACUCGAACUCCCUUCCCCUUCCCGGCUUCGUCUCCCUUAGGACCCCUUACCGUCGAGACUUCUUCCCAGGUUACCUCAGUCAAGACUCCAGGCCCCGGACUCAUCAGAAGCACACUUUGUCGCUCUCGAGUAUUCCUUCUCGCGUGGUGAACUUCAACCCCUUCUCACUACAACCGACGAAAAGACACACAAUGUUCGCCGGCGCAGCUUCUCUCCUCCUCCUCCUGCCCCUGGCAGUCGCCACGCCACUAGGCGCUCGCCAGGCCGACUCUCCCGUCACAGUCACCGUUGACACCAACCCCGCCGGCCCCACCAACUCGGUCUACAACUGGGCCCGGGGCUGGGAGGACGAGUUCCCCAUCCACCCGUCCUGCAACGCCACCAACCGCGCCCAGAUCGCCGCCGGUCUGCGCGAGACCGUUCAGCUCGCCGCUCAUGCCCGCGAUCACCUCCUCCGCUGGGGCAGCGAGUCUGAGAUUGCUCGCAGGUACUUCGGCAACGCCUCCGUUGCCGGUCCUAUCGGCUGGUACAGCCGUGUCGUGUCGGGCAACAAGGUCGGGAUGCUCUUCCGAUGCGAUGAUCCGGACCGGAACUGCGCCACGCAGGAAGCCCAAGUUCUAACGCUCAAAUCUCCAGGCUGGGCCGGCCACUGGCGCGGCGACAACGCAACCCAAGAAACCGUCAUCUGCGACCUCUCCUACGAGCGCCGCCUCCCCCUCGCCGCCGUCUGCAGCCGCGGCUACACCGUCGCCGAGUCGCCCCUGAACACCUACUGGGCCACCGACCUGCUGCACCGCGUCUUCCACGUGCCGCUCAUCAGCGACCUCCGUCUCGAGCACUACGCCGAGGACUACGCCGACGCGCUCCGCAUCGCCGCCACCGACCCGGAUCUCGCCGUCCUCGACAGCGACGCGCUGCAGUACUUCGCCAUCGACGCCUGGGCCUACGAUAUUGCCGUCCCCGGUAUCGGAUGCUCCGGCGAGGUUCCGCAGGUGUCUCCCACUUCCCCCCCAGCGGCCCCUGAGCCGACUAGUACCCAGACGGCUGAUGCGUCGUGCCAUACUCAUGACGAUGGGUUCGUGCACUGCUGA